GAGCCCCGCCCCCGCCGGGCGUGUGUGUCGUGUGUGUUUGGGGCCCGCUCGGGUUGCGCGCCCUCCGCCUUCGCGCCUCCUGCCCCCGAGGCCCGACUGCUGCCCCUGCGCCCCUCGCCCCGCCAGGCGUCGCGGGCCAACAUGGGCCAGGAAGAGGAGCUGCUGAGGAUCGCCAAAAAGCUGGAGAAGAUGGUGGCCAGGAAGAACACGGAAGGGGCCCUGGACCUUCUGAAGAAGCUGCACAGCUGCCAGAUGUCCAUCCAGCUACUACAGACAACCAGGAUUGGAGUUGCUGUUAAUGGGGUCCGCAAGCACUGCUCAGACAAGGAGGUGGUGUCCUUGGCCAAAGUCCUCAUCAAAAACUGGAAGCGGCUGCUAGACUCCCCUGGACCCCCAAAAGGAGAAAAAGGAAAGGAAAGAGAAAAAGCAAAGAAGAAGGAGAAAGGGCUUGACUGUUCAGACUGGAAGCCAGAAGCAGGCCUUUCUCCACCAAGGAAAAAACGAGAAGACCCCAAAACCAGGAGAGACUCUGUGGACUCCAAGUCUUCUGCCACCUCCUCUCCAAAAAGGCCAUCAGUGGAAAGAUCAAACAGCAGCAAAUCAAAAGCGGAGAGCCCCAGAACACCUAGCAGCCCCUUGACCCCCACGUUUGCCUCCUCCAUCUGUCUCCUGGCCCCCUGCUAUCUCACAGGGGACUCUGUCCGGGACAAGUGUGUGGAGAUGCUGUCAGCAGCCCUGAAAGCGGACGAUGAUUACAAGGACUAUGGAGUCAACUGUGACAAGAUGGCAUCAGAAAUCGAAGAUCAUAUCUACCAAGAGCUCAAGAGCACAGACAUGAAGUACCGGAACCGCGUGCGCAGCCGCAUUAGCAACCUCAAGGACCCCAGGAACCCCAGCCUGCGGCGGAAUGUACUCAGUGGGGCCAUCUCUGCAGGGCUCAUAGCCAAGAUGACAGCAGAGGAAAUGGCCAGUGAUGAACUGAGGGAGUUGAGGAAUGCCAUGACCCAGGAGGCCAUCCGUGAGCACCAGAUGGCCAAGACCGGCGGCACCACCACUGACCUCUUCCAGUGCAGCAAAUGCAAGAAGAAGAACUGCACCUAUAACCAGGUGCAGACACGCAGUGCUGAUGAGCCCAUGACUACCUUUGUCUUAUGCAAUGAAUGUGGCAAUCGCUGGAAGUUCUGCUGAUGGAACAGCCAGGACCGCCAUGAACAAGAAACUGCAGAGGACCAGGCACAGUGGCUCAUGGCUGUAAUAUGCAAACUCCUGGAGACUGAGGUGGGAGAAUCACUUGACCCCAGAAGUUUGAGUCCAGCCCGGGCAACAUAGCAAGACCCCAUCUCUACAAAAAUAAAAGAAAAAGAAAAAAUAAAACUGCAGUGCGUUAGACCUGAGGUGUCGUAUCUUUGACGGUAGGCUGGCAGACCUUUGCUUUGAGUUCCUUCUCUCCCAUUGGGAUCUCCCAGCCUUUUUCUGAAUUGAAAAAUGCCAGAUCAACACAAAGCUCACCCGCCCCCCGACUUCAGAGUCACACGUGCAGAACAGCUGAUACACCGUUUGGCUUCAGCAGAUAUUACUUCCAUACUAUGUACUAGGUUGCAGCAAAAGUAAUUGCGGUUUUUGCAAUUACUUUUGCAGUAGCCUAAUAGAAAUAUUUCUUCCCUACUCUUUCCUCAUCUCUUCCCAAACUCUUUGCUAUUCCCUGUUCACAGCUGGCUGUGGGGGCUUUUGAGGACUCCAGAUCAUAUCCCUCUAGGCAGGGAACAAAUCCUCUUGAGCUGGGCUUUCUGAGUGAAGAUUACAGCAGCACUCUGACUUCCACGGCCCCUUGAAAGUCCUGAGCCUCAGAACCCACCCAGGCCCUAGCAAUGUGUUCCUCACAGCUCCAUCUGUGACCUGAGCUUCA
Molecule: messenger RNA, 1906 nt
Organism: Macaca mulatta (Rhesus monkey)
Lineage: Eukaryota; Metazoa; Chordata; Mammalia; Primates; Cercopithecidae
Gene: TCEA3
Product: transcription elongation factor A3
Biological process (GO): DNA-templated transcription; transcription elongation by RNA polymerase II
Cellular component (GO): nucleus
Molecular function (GO): nucleic acid binding; zinc ion binding
Source: RefSeq, a predicted model, not a curated record